UUUACUUAAACUUUAACAAAAAAACUUGAAAUAAGCCCAGAAACUCGGGUAAAAACACAUCCAAAAUGACGAUCAAGCAUAAUAAUAUGCUGCCAAAUCAGCAUUUCAGAAAACACUGGCAGAAACGAGUCCGUACAUGGUUUAAUCAGCCUGGACGUAAGCUUCGUAGAAGAAAAGCCCGACAAGAAAAGGCUGCAAGACUAGCACCAAGGCCCGUAGGGAUGCUACGACCUACAGUCUUUGCUCCUACAGUGAAAUAUAACUAUAAACUUCGUCUUGGCCGAGGGUUUACCUUUGAAGAAUUAAAGACAGCAGGUAUAUCAAGGAGAGAAGCGCCUACAAUUGGUAUUUCGGUAGAUCACCGCCGAAGGAACCGUUGUCUUGAAUCACUUGAAAGAAAUGUUAAGCGACUUGUAUUAUAUAAGAAGCAUUUGAUUGUUUUCCCACGAAAAACCAAGAAGACGAAUAAAAGGGAUAAGAUGGAUGUCUGUGAGAGAAAAUAUCCACAAAGAUCAAUUGAAGCAGUAGUUCCAUCAAAAGAAGCUAAAAACCAAGUAGAAUCACGUAUUAUUACAGAAGAAGAAAGAUCAUUUGAAGCCUUUGCUACACUUCGAAAAGUACGUAAGGAAGCCAAGUUAGUAGGUAAAAGUGAAGAGAGUUAGUUAGAAGAGUUGAAAAGUAUCUAAAAUAUCUUUAAUGUAAUGAAUAAAGCCGAG
This is a messenger RNA of Pneumocystis carinii B80, 716 nucleotides long. RefSeq lists its product as hypothetical. The coding region runs from base 66 to 662 and encodes 198 amino acids. Gene Ontology annotation, biological process: translation. NCBI's taxonomy places the organism in Eukaryota, Fungi, Ascomycota, Pneumocystomycetes, Pneumocystales, Pneumocystaceae. Gene Ontology annotation, molecular function: RNA binding; structural constituent of ribosome. Gene Ontology annotation, cellular component: cytosolic large ribosomal subunit; ribosome. The record is from RefSeq and is a predicted model, not a curated record. The transcript has 3 exons.